Molecule: messenger RNA, 447 nt
Organism: Oikopleura dioica
Lineage: Eukaryota; Metazoa; Chordata; Appendicularia; Copelata; Oikopleuridae
Source: the annotation of a GenBank genome assembly
AUGGACAUGACUGGCAUGAAUAUGUGUGGUGAUUACAUGUACUCUGGUCACACUUCGAUCAUCACUUCUUCGGCGCUCUUCAUUUUGGAGUAUUCUCCGCGCCGCUGGUGGGUCUACCACUACAUCGUUCAAAUUGCCGCCAUCAUCGGCGUUUUUUGCAUUCUAGUCGCUCAUGAGCACUACACGAUCGACAUAAUCAUUGCUUAUUACAUCGUGUCCAACCAUUUCUGGAUGUAUCACACGAUGGCCGCUAUUCCUGACGUAACGAGUCCUACUGGGUCAUCUACUCGGGUCCCGCUCACCCGAGCCUGGUGGUGGCGCAUUUUCAGAUUCAUGGAAGUGAACGUUCCAAGCCCGCUGCCGAUCGCGCACGAGAAUCCGCUUCUUCGCGUGCAUCGCUAUUUAAAAACAUUCACAGCGAAGACGCAGCCUCUAAGUCCGAUCUAA